AUGUUCAGAAGACUUCUCCAUACAAGAUCUGGCCAAAGUAUUGCCUUUGCCUUUGAUAUAGAUGGUGUCCUAUUAAGAGGGUCAGAACCAAUUGCUAGAGCUGGUCAGGCGUUACGCAUUCUAAAUGAGAACAAGAUCCCUUAUGUUUUACUAACCAAUGGUGGGGGUUCUUUGGAACAUGAAAGAACCCAGUUUAUUUCAGAAAAAUUGCAAGCACAGAUCUCUCCUUUACAGAUUAUACAGUGCCACACUCCCUUCAAGACUUUAGUCCCCAAAUAUAAACGAAUUUUAGCUGUAGGGACACCUAGUGUAAGGAAUGUGGCGGAGAACUAUGGUUUCAAGGAAGUAGUACACCCAAACGAUAUUGUGAGAUAUAACCCAGACAUUACGCCAUUUUCAGGACUAUCACCAGACCAAUUACAAAAAUUAGCCAAAAAUAUUCCUGAUAUAGACACGGUUCCAUUUGAUGCAGUGUUAGUGUUCAAUGAUCCAAGAAAUUGGGCAGGAGAUUUACAAAUCAUAUCUGAUUUACUGAAUAGUGAACGUGGAAUGCUUAAUACUAUGAGACAACAAAAUAGUUCCAUAUCAUCGGUUCCCAUAUAUUUUACGUGUAAUGAUUUAUUAUGGGCGAAUCCAUAUAAGUUAAAUAGAUUUGGUCAAGGUGCAUUUAGAAAAUUAGUGCAUACAUUGUACAAGUCAUUGAAUCCAGGACAAAAAUUAAGUGAUUUUAUUCUGGGGAAACCCACGAAACUGACAUAUGAUUUUGCACACCAUGUUUUAAUUGACUGGAAUAAUAAAUUACAGAAUAGUGAUAAUAUGGACAAAUUAUACGAUAUUGAUUCUAACAUUCAACAAAUAUUACCUCCUUUAGGGGAGGAAUGUCCGAAUGAAAAAUCCCCAUUUCAGGGCAAUGUGUUUAUGGUUGGUGACAACCCUGCAAGUGAUAUCACUGGAGCACAAAACUAUGGUUGGAAGAGUUGUUUAGUCAAAACAGGUGUAUACCGUGAAGGAGAUAAACUGGGCCAUCUAAAGCCAACAAUGAUCGUGGAAGAUGUUUGUGAAGCAGUGCUAACUGCAUUAGACAAGUAUCAUAGUUAG
Arxiozyma heterogenica is the source of this 1098-nucleotide messenger RNA. RefSeq lists its product as uncharacterized. The coding region runs from base 1 to 1098 and encodes 365 amino acids. NCBI's taxonomy places the organism in Eukaryota, Fungi, Ascomycota, Saccharomycetes, Saccharomycetales, Saccharomycetaceae. Gene Ontology annotation, biological process: glycerophospholipid biosynthetic process. The transcript has a single exon. The record is from RefSeq and is a predicted model, not a curated record. Gene Ontology annotation, cellular component: mitochondrion.